AUGGCCGCCGCAACAACAUUACCCGCCUUGCUGGCGUCACUAACGCAGUCGCUGUCUCUCGCGCAAGAAGGAACCUCUAAAAUCUCCACAAUUGAGCAUCCCAAAGAUGGAAUCUCGCUUCUCGACGUCAAGAACGAGCUGCUGCUCUCAUAUCUCCAAAACCUGGUCUUCCUAAUCCUCGUCAAGUUACGGAAUGCCAAGUCGGACGGAAAGGAUGCGUCAAAAAAGAAGGACGAAGAUUUAGACGAAGUGGUGCGGUCGAAACUUGUUGAGCUGCGCCUGUACCUCGAAAAGGGAGCCCGACCGCUGGAAGAGAAGCUGCGAUUCUCCAUUGACAGAUUCCUACGAACGGCGGAAGAUGCGCAGCGACGAGAGAAGAUCAAGGAGAUCAAGGAUAGCGCCAAGACUGGCUCCAGCACAGAUGAAUCCGGCUCAGAUUCUGAACAAGACGAAGAUGAAGACGACUCUGAAGCCGAAGAGACUGGCUUCUCCAAGCCACAAACCAAGAACGGAGCCGCCCCUAACAUGGGCUCUCUCAUUGACGACGUCGCCAUCCGUCCCGCCCAACGCAGCGAAGAAGACGGCGCCCCUGCCGGCGUAUACCGCCCGCCUCGUCGCGAGCGCCAAGUCAUGGAAACGACAGAGACUCGCGAAAAGGCCGCUCGUCGCCCCAUGCGCUCACACACCAUGGAGGAAUUCGUUGCUUCCGAGCUCUCAUCCGCACCCAUGGCCGAGCCUAGCAUCGGCACAACCAUCGUCCAAGGCGGUCGCAGAAUGAAGACGACUCAAGAACGCAGAGACGAGGCCGAGCGGACCGAGUACGAAGAAGCAAACUUCACUCGUCUGCCUCAAGAGAGCAAGAAGGACCGUGCCAAGAAGGCGAAGCAGGCCAACCGAAGUGGUCGGAUGCAGUUUGGUGGCGAGGAGUGGCAUAAUCUCGGCGAGGGCAUUGAUCGUAUUGAUCGCCUGACGAAGCGAAAGGAGGGCGGUGCUGGUUCUGGCGUGAGAGCCAUGCUGGAGAAGAGCCGGAAACGUGGAGCUGAGACAGAAGAUGGGCCGAGAGGGAGUGGACACCAGAUGGGAGACAGAUUCCACAAGAAGGCGAGAUUGUUGGAUAUUGGACGAGGAAGCAGAGGCAAGGGACGGAAAUAG
This is a messenger RNA of Trichoderma gamsii, 1152 nucleotides long. RefSeq lists its product as hypothetical. The record is from RefSeq and is a predicted model, not a curated record. Gene Ontology annotation, biological process: maturation of SSU-rRNA from tricistronic rRNA transcript (SSU-rRNA, 5.8S rRNA, LSU-rRNA). The transcript has a single exon. The coding region runs from base 1 to 1152 and encodes 383 amino acids. Gene Ontology annotation, cellular component: small-subunit processome; nucleolus. Lineage: Eukaryota; Fungi; Ascomycota; Sordariomycetes; Hypocreales; Hypocreaceae.